AUGUCUGUGCCAACAACAACACAGAUCACCAGUUUACUGGAUAAAAUGACAUCAAACGAUAAAGAUUUUCGCUUUAUGGCAACAAAUGAUUUGAUGACAGAUUUACAAAAAGAAUCAAUUAAGUUAGAUGAUGAUAGUGAACGACGUAUUGUCAAAGGUGUAUUAAAAUUACUAGAAGAUCAUAACGGUGAAGUACAAAAUCAAGCUGUUAAAUGUUUGGGACCAUUAGUUUGUAAAGUAAAAGAGAAUCAAAUCGAAGUUGUUAUCGACACAUUAUGUACAAAUAUUUUUAGUAAUAAUGAACAAUUACGAGACAUAUCGAGUAUUGGUUUGAAAACUGUUAUUAAUUCACUAGCUCUUUUACAUACAUCAACAAUGGCAAUUAAUAUUAGUAGAAAAAUAAUGAGUCGUUUAAUUAGCUUUAUUCAACGUGACGAACAGCUACAGGGUGAUUCAUAUAAUAAUGCCACAUCACAUUCAUCAUCUUAUUCUAAAACAAGCCAACAAACAUCGAAAGGUGGUAGUGAAGUAUCAGGAAGCAAUACAUUGAUUAUGAUUGGAAAUGGUGGGCAAAAUCAAUUAGAAAUUUUAGAUAUAAUUAGUGAUAUGUUAGCAAGAUUUGGUUCGAAUCUAUCAUCCUUUCAUCUACAACUAAAACAAAUUUUACUUAAUCAUUUGAAUUCAUCGCGUUCAGCUGUUCGAAAACGUGUUACAAAUUCGUUAAGUUAUUUGCUAUCGUCGUGCAAUAUUCAAUUGUUCAAUGAAGUUUUAACAAUAAUAUUAGAAGAAUUAAAACGUAAACCAUCGCUAGCCAAAAAAACAUCGUCUUCUUCAACAGUAAACAACAACAUGACAAAAACCUAUAUUCAAGCACUAACGUCAAUAUGUCGUUUAGCAUCACAACGUUUAAGUGACCAUAUGCGUGAUGUUAUUGAAAUAACUAUAUAUUACAUCGAUAAUGGGUCAAAUUCUCAACAACAACACGAUGAUGAAUUGAUCGAAUUUUCUUUACAAGCCAUUGAAACAUAUUUAAAACGUUGUCCAAAAGAAACAAAUGAAUAUGUAGCAAAAUUAAUUAAUUUAUGUUUACGAUAUAUUAAAUACGAUCCAAAUUGGAAUGAUCAAGAAGAUGAAGAUGAAGAUAGUGGAAAUGAAGACGAAGGAAACGAUAGUGAACAAGAUGAUAAAGGUCAAGACGAUUACUCGGACGAUGAUGAUGUAUCAUGGAAAGUUCGACGAGCAGCGACAAAAUGUUUGGAAGCUGUUAUUAUUACACAUCAUGAAAUGUUAAAUGCCUAUUAUAAACAAAUCGUACCAGUAUUAAUUGAACGUUUCAAUGAGCGAGAAGAUACAGUUAAAGGCGAUAUAUUUCAUUGUUUCAAUACAAUAUUACAACAAACAAAAGCCUAUUAUUCACAUUCAGUAGCCAAUGAACAACUAUCGAUGGAUACCACAGACGAUAGUAUGGAAACUGAUAUUGUUGUUGAUAAAGAUCGAAAUCCAAUUGUACAAUUAAAAUACUAUAUACCAGCAAUUGUUAAAUCGUUAUCAAAAAUCUUAAAACAUAAAAAUACAAAAAAUCGUGAAAAUGCCUUUAUUGUUCUAACAAAUCUUGUUCAUGUACAACAUAAUUUAUUAAAUGAAUACAUUGAUGUUAUUUUACCAAAUGCAUUAUAUUCUCUUUCAACGGGUACUAUUACAAACGGCAAAAAAUCAACAAAGUCAGAUCUAACCAAUACAACACUAGCAAAAACAGCCAUUCAUUCAAAUUUAAAAAUCACAGCCUUGUCAUUUUUAUAUUCACUAUUACAAUCUCACGAUGAUACAACAAAAUUUCAUAAACACAUUAAAACUAUGUUACCAUUAAUUAUUGUAUAUGCUAAUGAUACAUUUUAUAAAAUAGCUUCAGAAGCUUUGCUCGUAUUACAACAAUUAAUUAAAAUAAUAAGACCAAAUGAAUCAUUGAUUAAUCAGGAUUUUAAACAGUACGUCAAUGAAAUAUAUCAUUGUACACAAAAACGAUUGAAACAAACAGAUAUUGAUCAAGAAGUUAAAGAACGAGCAAUUAUAUGUUUUGCUCAUGUUAUUGCCUAUUUAGGCGAUUUACUUCCUGUCGAUUUACUCAAUGCAUGUUGGCCUGUACUUGAAGAACGUUUAAAAAAUGAAAUAACACGUUUACCGACUGUUCGUGCAUUAACAAAAAUCAUUGAAUCAUCAUUACAUCUUGAUUUACAGCCAAUUCUUCUCCAAACAAUUCCAAUAUUAUCAUCUUAUCUAAGACAAAAUCAUCGUACUCUAAAAAUGAGCACGUUAACAUGUUUGACAUCAGUUGUAAAUUAUUAUUAUUCUACAAAAUAUUUAACAAAUGAAUUACUACGUACGAUUAUCGUUGAAAUUCCAAAUUUAGUAACAGAAAAUGAUCUAUUAAUAUCACAGUUAGCAUUGAAAUUAAUAACCGUUAUCUGUAUUAAACAACAAACAAUCGAUAAACAAACAAUUCAAUUAACUCUAACUCAAGUUUUAACGUUAAUACAAUCACCAUUAUUACAAGGAACAGUAUUAGAUUCGGUUAUUGAAUUCAGUCAAGCAUUAGUACCAAAAACGAUACCCUAUAAAGAUUUUGUUAACAUGUUCAUUAAACCGAUCUAUCAGCCUAUUAAUACAGGUAGCGCUCAAUCAUCAGCAUCAACAAUCACUAUGUUUGGACAUGAGUCACAACAAAAUUCUCUAGUUGUACAUAAACAAGCAUUUUAUUCAAUAGCAAAAUGUUUUGCUGCUGUUACGGUGAAAAAUCUCAAUGAUGGACAAUAUUUUAUUAAUAAAUUUCAAGAUGAUUUAAAUAAUCAAAAAACUAGUGAUUCGAUUAAAAUUUUAGCAUUAUUAUGUCUGGGAGAAACUGGUAAAUACACUGAUUUGGCCCAAUCAUCAAUAAAUUUACAACAAAUUAUUUUGGACACAUUUUCAUCAUCAUCAGAAGAAUUACGUAAUGCUGCUUCAUACGCACUAGGUUAUAUUGGUAUCCGUAGUUUAGAUAAACAUAUCCCGUUUAUAUUAAAUGAAAUAACGGCAAAUCAAUCGAAGAAACAAUAUUUAUUAUUACAUUCACUAAAAGAAAUCAUCACUUAUCAUAGUCACACUCAGAAUGAUAAUUAUAAAUUGUUACGUCCAUAUAUUAAUGAUAUUUGGUCAGCAUUAUUUGCUCACUGUGAAUGUUCUGAAGAGGGUACACGAAAUGUUGUUGCCGAAUGUUUGGGUAAAUUGACGUUAUUGGAACCAGAAAAAUUAUUGCCAAUAUUACGUGAAAGUUUUUUAAAAAAUCAAGCUGAAGAUAAAGUACAUAUACGUAGUACAAUAUUGACAGCAGUCAAAUUUACAAUAUUAGAUCAACCACAACAUAUUGACAAUAUUUUGCGUUUAUAUAUCAAAGACUUUUUAAAUGCAUUAGAAGAUUCAAAUAUUCAUAUUAAACGUGUAGCAUUGGUGUUGUUUAAUUCAGCUGCUCAUAACAAACCCGUAUUAAUUCGUGAUUUAUUGGAAGAUUUUUUGUUAGAAAAAUUAUAUAACGAAACAAAAGUUCGUCCAGAAUUAAUUCGUGAAGUUGAAAUGGGUCCAUUUAAACAUACCGUAGAUGAUGGUUUAGAUUUACGUAAAGCCGCUUACGAAUGUAUGUACACAUUGUUAGAUACAUGUCUAGAUAAAUUAGAUAUAUUUGAAUAUUUAAAUUAUGUUGAAAAUGGUUUGAAUGACCAUUACGACGUUCGAAUGUUGACAUUUUUGAUGGUCAUUCGUAUUAGUAUUUUGAUGCCAAAUAUUGUUCUUCAACGUCUGGAACGUUUGAUUGCACCUUUGAAAAAAAUUAUUGAUACGAAAAUCAAAGCCAAUAGUGUUAAACAAGAAUGUGAAAAGAAUGAUGAAUUAAAACGUGCAGCUAUCAAAUCAUUUUUGGCAUUACAACAAAUAAAAGAUGCCGAUAAAUCAACGGCUGUUAUGAGUUUUUUAAAUUUUAUUAAAGGGUCAUCAGAAUAUAAUCAAAUGUAUGAAUAUGUACAACAUGAACAACAGCAACAACAAACAAUUAUAAACACGAGUAAUAAUACGGCGGAAAUGAUGGAUCUAUCUUAA
Messenger RNA from Didymodactylos carnosus, 4122 nucleotides. NCBI's taxonomy places the organism in Eukaryota, Metazoa, Rotifera, Eurotatoria, Philodinida, Philodinidae. The record is from the annotation of a GenBank genome assembly.